CUUUUCCAGAGGCCAUUUGUAUAUUUCAGUUCAGUCACUGUUAUCUUCACAUCCUCUUUCUGCCUACAUCAUGGGUCUCAGCAGCCUCCACCCCAACGAUUCGGUCAUGUGGCUGUCACUUUCGGUUCCAGAAUCAUACGACACGACGCUGCGCAAUUCGCCGCUGCCUAACACAAAUUCCGAGUCCAGCCUUGCUGCCAAUAAUUCCUUGCCUUCCUUCGUCCACAAAUGGAGCCAUGGAUACUCCAUCAUCUCUGUUGUCGCCUUGCCACAGCUGGGCCUUUUGUGGGUAGGGACCCAGAACGGCAAGAUCCUCGUGCUUGACCUCGACGCGUACGAAAAACGUGCAGAGCUCAGCGGCCACGCGGGGUCCGUGCUCUGUCUUGCGGCUUCCAGCUGUGAGCAGUAUGUGUUCUCUGCGGGCUGUGACUCGCUCGUGAAGGUUUGGAGUGUGAAGCGGUUGGAGGAGAUGCUCACGAUAUACUCACUUGUGGAUAUCGGAGAUAUUUUUAGCAUUGCAUGGUCACAGUCGCUCAAGACACUUUAUUUUGGCGCGCAGAACGCGUCGGUAUCGUGGGUGACUCUUGAUCUAGGCGAAGACGAGGACCACCGCGAGACUAGCGGUGAGACUAGCGACGAGAACAGAAACGAAACGCCAAGCGAGGCCAGAGGCCAAUCACAGGGUCUUGGAACCUUUCCCUUGUCUCACGCAAACACAGACUCUAGUACCGUCUCUAGCACCAUCUCUAGCACUGGCUCUAGUCCUAGUCCGAGUACCGUGCCCGUACCGGGCCUGGUUGCUCGUCCCGACCGCCUUCCUUCCCGCCGCUGGGACAAAUUCUUUGACUCUAAAGGCCCUGGAGGCAGCAUGAAUCCCCUCCAGACCAAAUCUCCCGCCCAGCAAACCUCCAUGCUUAUCGAGGUUCCCUCUGCCAAUAUCAAGCGUUACGCCCACAACGGCUACGUCUAUGCGAUGAAGCUCGUUCCCGGACUCGACUUUGGCGCGUUUCAGGCGCACGAACUCCUUUUCACUUCCGGCGGUGACGGCUUUGUGCGUAUCUGGGGCCUUGCCGGGGGCUUGCGGCUACUCGCCUCGCUCGACAACGAGGACUGCGUGCUUUGUCUCGACAUCAGUGGUACAUACCUCUACGCGGGACUCACGGAUGGCCAGGUUAAGAUCUGGGACUUGAGCACGCUCCAGUUGAUCAAGAACUUGAAGUUCCAGGCGGAAGGCGACGUCCAAGCGAUUGCUACGAACAACUACUGUAUCUUCAAAGUGACCAAGUCGGGGGUCUACAAGUGGCGACUCACGGGUGAGAAGAAGGAGGACUGGAUGGCCCAUGGCGGCAACGCCCUAGCGGUGAGUAUCUUCCAGCGCGGUGGCCGGUAUUUUCUCGUUUCUGGCGGGGUGGACAACUCGGUUAUCGUGUGGUGUCUUGACGACUUCCAAAACCCACCCCAGUCCAGUGAACUCCAGAAUUUUGGGAACGACCAUUUACUCGAGACAUUAGAGCGCUUUGUAGCGUAUCAGACGGUGUCAAAGAACCCAGAGCAACACAUGCAUGACUCGCGGCAGUGUGCGGGAUUUUUAUACCGGUUGUUUAUGCGGUACGGGGCGGUAGCGGAGUUAAUCUCGACGGACUGUGGGAACCCAAUUGUAUAUGCGUGUUUCAAAGCUAUUAAGCGGGGUGUGAGUGAAGCCCGUGCCUCAGACUCCAGUGUUUCAGAUAGCAGCGACGCUACUGGUAAGGCUUCAAGUGAAACCUCCAAGCCUUCUGGCAAUAGUUCGGGCGACGCCUCAGGAAGCUCCGGUGAUGGAGUUUUUUCCGAAUCUGCCUCCAGAAGUCCCUGUCCCCGUGUGCUUUGGUACGGUCAUUACGACGUCAUCGAGGCCAUCGAUGACACCUGGCACACCAACCCUUUCCAGCUCAUCGCCAAAAAUGGCAACCUCUACGGUCGCGGUGUCACCGACAACAAAGGCCCCGUACUUGCGGCGAUUUUUGCUGUCGCCGAGCUCGCCAGCGCUGGCGAACUCGCCUCAGACGUUGUUUUCCUUAUCGAAGGCGAAGAGGAAUACGGCUCACGCGGUUUCCGCGCUGCAGUUGAGCGCAACCGCGAGCAAAUCGGCCACAUUGACUGGAUCUUACUCAGCAACUCUUACUGGCUCGACGACCACACCCCUUGCCUUAAUUAUGGUCUCCGCGGGGUGGUUAAAGCUUCAGUCGAAAUCGGCUCGGACCGCCCGGACCGCCAUUCUGGGGUGGACGGUGGGGUUUCCCGGGAACCCACGAUGGACCUUAUCCGCCUUCUCGGCACGUUAUCCGACGAUGACGGAAGAGUGAUGGUGCCAGAUUUCUACAACACUGUGAAGGAGUUGAGCCCUGAGGAUAUUGAGUACUUCCACGAGCUUGCGGAUGCGAUUAAGGUAGAUGUGAAUCCCGAGGCGUUGAUGCGCCGGUGGGUCAAACCGUCGCUCACGGUCCACAAAGUCACAGUUUCCGGCCCAGACAACAACACGGUGAUUUCCCAGUUUGCUCGCGCAACGUUGUCCAUCCGCACUAUCCCAGAGCAGGACACAGAGGCUAUCAAGCAGAACUUGGAGGCUUAUCUUGAGGAGAAGUUUCGUCAACUGCAGUCGGACAACCGGCUUUCGGUGGACGUUCAGGUGGUGGCGGAGCCGUGGUUGGGGGAUCCGCGUAACGCCGCGUUCCAGAUCUUGCGCCAGGAGAUUGUCGCCGCAUGGGGUGUCGAGCCGUUAUUUAUCCGAGAAGGUGGGUCUAUCCCGACGUUAAGGUACAUGGAGAAAGUGUUUGGUGCACCAGUGGCGCAGAUUCCGUGCGGCCAGGCAAGCGACAAUGCCCAUUUGGAUAAUGAGAAGUUAAGGGUCACGAAUUUGUUUAAGUUAAAGGAGAUUUUGAAGGGAACCAUCCUGAAGUUACCCGUGAGGCCAAGUGCAUAGCACAGGGUUGAACUAAAGAGUACGGUGGAUGGUAAGCAAAUACGUACAUGUAUAUUAAUUCUAUGCCAUGUAAUUAAUAUCGAUAUCGAGUGA
Messenger RNA from Babjeviella inositovora NRRL Y-12698, 3052 nucleotides. Its product is annotated as glutamine amidotransferase subunit. Gene Ontology annotation, biological process: glutathione catabolic process; proteolysis. The record is from RefSeq and is a predicted model, not a curated record. Bases 71 to 2959 code for a protein of 962 amino acids. The transcript has a single exon. NCBI's taxonomy places the organism in Eukaryota, Fungi, Ascomycota, Pichiomycetes, Serinales. Gene Ontology annotation, molecular function: protein binding; peptidase activity.